Molecule: messenger RNA, 1750 nt
Organism: Pteronotus mesoamericanus
Lineage: Eukaryota; Metazoa; Chordata; Mammalia; Chiroptera; Mormoopidae
Gene: MSTO1
Product: misato mitochondrial distribution and morphology regulator 1
Exons: 14
Coding region: 32-1750 (572 amino acids)
Biological process (GO): mitochondrion organization
Cellular component (GO): mitochondrion; cytoplasm
Source: RefSeq, a predicted model, not a curated record
GUGGCUUUGCGUCCCAGCGGAGCCGAGCAGCAUGGCCGGCGGGGCCCGGGAGGUGCUCACGUUACAGUUGGGACAUUUUGCGGGUUUCGUGGGAGCGCACUGGUGGAACCAGCAGGAUGCUGCGCUGCGUGAACCGACCGAUGCCAACUUGCAGCCAGGCGAGCUGUGCCCAGACGUCCUGUACCGGACCGGCCGAACCCUGCACGGCCAGGAGACGUACACGCCGAGACUCAUUCUCAUGGAUCUAAAGGGUAGUUUGAGCUCCCUAAAACAGGAAAGUGGACUCUACUGGAACAAACAGCAAGACACUGCAAUAGCAUGGCAGGGGAAGCUCACCACACACACGGAGGAACUCUAUCCCAAGAACCCUUAUCUCCAGGAUCUUCUGAGUGCAGAGGGAGCGCUGAGUAGUGAUGGUAUCCGGAAGGUCAAGUCCAUUCCCAAUGGCAAAGGUCCCAUACCACUCACCACAGCUACAACUCCAAAGCCACUUAGCCCCACAGAAAGCAGCAUCCGAGUCUGGUCAGACUUCCUCAGAGUGCACCUCCAUCCCCGGAGCAUCUGUGUGAUUCAGAAGUACAACCAUGACGGUGAGGCAGGUCUUCUGGAGGCCUUUGGCCAAGGGGAGAGUAUCCUGAAGGAACCCAGGUACCUGGAAGAGCUGGAGGACAGGCUGCACUUCUAUGUGGAGGAAUGUGACUACCUGCAGGGCUUCCAGAUCCUGUGUGACCUACAUGAUGGCUUCUCUGGGGUAGGUGCUAAGGCCACAGAAUUGCUACGAGAUGAGUAUUCAGGGCGAGGAAUAAUAACCUGGGGCCUGCUCCCUGGUCCCUACAGUCUUCAGCAAGAGCCCCGGAAGAACAUCUAUCGUCUGUUAAACACAGCUUUCGGCCUGGUGCACCUGUCUGCUCAAAGCUCUCUGGUCUGCCCCUUAUCCUUGGGUGGGAGCCUGGGGCUGCGACCUGAGCCGCCUGUCAACUUCCCUCACCUGCGUUACGACGCCACUCUGCCCUUCCACUGCAGUGCGAUCCUGGCUACAGCCCUGGACACAGUAACUGUCCCUUAUCGCUUACAUUCCUCACCAAUUUCCAUGCUUCACCUGGCUGAUAUGCUGACCUUCUCUGGGAAAAAGGUUGUGACAGCAGGAGCAGCCAUCCCUUUCCCUUUGGUGCCAAGCCAGUCCCUUCCUGAUGCCCUGGUGCAGCUUGGAGGGACCACCCCCUGGACCCCACUGUCUGCAUGUGGGGACCUGUGUGGAACGCGCUGCUUUGCCCAGUCAGUGGUGCUGCGGGGUCUGGACAGACCAUACCACACCAGUCAGCUCACCCCAGGGACACCGCUGCCCUCCCCGCUCCAUGCGUGCACUACUGGGGAAGAAGUCUUGGCCCAGUAUUUCCAACAGCAGCAGCCUAGAGUCAGGAGUUCUUCCCAUCUGCUGCUGACUCCCUGCAAGGUGCUUCCUCCUUAUCCCUGCCUCUUCUCCUCAAGCCUCAGCCAGCAGGGCUUGAUUCAGGAUGAUCCCCCAAUUGGAGCAGCAGUGGAGAGCGUCCCAGUGCUUGGCGCCCUCUGCUCCUCUUCAUCCUUGAACCGGACCCUGGGAGACUUGGCUGAGGAGCUCACCAAACUUGACUUGCGGCGCUGGGCCAGCUUCAUGGAUGCUGGCGUGGAACAGGGCGACCUAGAGGAGCUGCUGCAGGAGUUACGCAGUCUGGCCCAGUGCUACGAGGGUGGCGAUAGCCUCAUAGACUAA